CCCCCGUCCCCAGGACCGACCCCAAUUGGCCAUCCCUUUGUCCGGCCGGACCCCGAGGGGGUCCCCAACCCCUCCACCCCCAAAGCGCAGCUGACCUCGGAGUGACCCCGGGGUGCAGGACCAGCUCCCCAUCCCAUUGCUCCCGGAGCCUCCAACGGCCCCCCGACCCCCGACCCCUGACCCCUGCCCCACCCCCCGGCUCCUGCGGGAGGAGAGAGGAAGCCAGAGGGGGGGCGCAGCCUGAAGCAUGAGGGGGGAGCUGGACAUCACGUUCCACCGUAGGCGGCGGAUCAAGCUGAUGGACUACGCCGUGAUCACGGUGGGGGUCACCCUGUUCUUCAUCUUCCUGUACAUGGCCAUGAAGAAGCUCUGGGACAUGUCCAGCAGCAAGCCUCCCUUUAACCAGUUCCCUGACCUGAACUCGACGGUCCCACACACGUGAGCCGGGCCUGCUCCCCUGCUCCCCCCGGACCCGGAGAAGAGGUGUUAAAGGGUGCCUGGGCUCGCACCCCGACUCUCACCACUUUCUCCAUAGUCAGGCAGCACACCCCACCCAGAACCUGCUAUCUGGCGGGGUCCCAUCCGGUCCAUCUUCUGGUGGAACCGGAAGCUGACAUCGGUGGCGAGGUUGGGGGAGGUCCCGGCUGGGGGGUGGGAAGGGGUUCCUGGGAAGCCUGAAUUCCCAAACUGGAGCGAAAGGGAUCGGGAGUUGACCGGCGAGCUGGGGAAACUGUCCCCAAGGUCCAGGGAAAUAAAGUGUCCUGCUUCCACAGGUAGCUGUGGCUCCUGCUGAUUCCCUGACAGGGACCACCGCCCUCCUCACACACACCAGCCCCUGCCAAGCCCUUGCCCCCCACCUUGCCUCCCCACCCCACCUUUACCAGUAAAUAGAGAGCAAAGAAACGGGGGGGAAGAGCCAGCAUAUCAUGAGCGGGCCCUCACGCCCUCCUCCUGGCAGAGCGAAAGUCCACCUCUGCCCCUCUACACUUACCUCUUCUCCCUCCCUGGGCCUGGAUUCCCAAAUUACUAACAUGGGAAGUGGGCGGGGGUCCCAUGAAAGGGGUCGUGUGGACGAGGGGGGUUGGUGGGGCUGAGCGGGCCGGGCUCCGGGCCCGGGCUGAGGGUUUCCCGCUCACCACAUUCAGGCGGGAGCUGUAAUUUUCCGGUUAUAUAUAGCGGGAGUAGGGGUUGGGCCCCCGGCCGGGAGGCUAUAAAGGCUCGUUCCACCCUGGGCCGCUCCUGGGAGGCCGCAGCCGGAGCCCAUGGACGUGUCUUAUCCACGCGAGGACCACCAGCCCAUGGAGCCUCACAAGCCCGCCCCCGCCCCCACGGUCAUCAACAUGGGGACCCCCGUCCUCCCUCGGGACCACAUGGUCUGGUCCAUCUUCAACACCAUCUACCUGAACCUCUGCUGCUUGGGCUUUAUAGCGCUGGCCUAUUCUAUCAAGGCCCGGGACCAGAAGGUGGUGGGCAACAUGGCGGCCGCCCGCCACUUCGCAUCCAAGGCCAAGUGCUACAACAUCCUGGCCACCAUGUGGACCCUGGUGCUGCCCCUGCUGCUGGUGGCCUUGCUGGUGACCGGCGUCCUGCACCUCUCCAAGCUGGCCCAGGGCUCCAUGAGCUACUUCAGCGUCAAGUUCGACGAAGCCGACUACGACUAGCCCCGCCGGGGCCGCCUUCCCCAGCCCCCGCUGCGGCCCACCGCCUCCUCCCCGAGCUCGCUUCCUCCUCCCCUGCCGCGACCCCAGGAAAGGGACUGCAGAAGGAGGUCGGGGGAGGGGGCAGGAGUCCUCCAACCCGGGGGCAACCCCCGAGUCGCCCACCCGUCCGGCCCCGGGGAGGCCUCGGGGCCCUAGCACGCCCCGCGGUGUGCUGCCGACCCCCGAACUUCUUUCAUCGCUUCAUCCGCUGGGGCCAGGAGAGGUGAAAAUAGUUCCUCUGCGGGGCAGCCCCUGGUCUUCCCCAAAGCAGACACCCACCCCACCACCCCACCACACACACAAUAUCUUGAUCUCCCAUCGCUCUCCUCACUUGGGGGAGCUGCCCAGACCUCCACCCACCUCACCUGGGGACCGAGCCUCCCUUCCCCUCCCUCCCCCGAAAGUGCGUGGCCCCGACAUUUGCCCCACUGCAUCCCGGGGGGGCUAGUGGGGAGGCCUCGCCCAGGUGCUUGUACUGAAGGGGCUCCCCUCGCCCAUUAAACACACCCCCUGGGGAACAGAA
Messenger RNA from Ornithorhynchus anatinus (platypus), 2223 nucleotides. RefSeq names its product interferon-induced transmembrane protein 5. The transcript is spliced from 3 exons. The record is from RefSeq and is a predicted model, not a curated record. Gene Ontology annotation, biological process: bone morphogenesis; bone mineralization. Gene Ontology annotation, cellular component: plasma membrane. The coding region runs from base 1263 to 1661 and encodes 132 amino acids. NCBI's taxonomy places the organism in Eukaryota, Metazoa, Chordata, Mammalia, Monotremata, Ornithorhynchidae.